AUGGAGACCGACAUUGAUCGCAUGAUUGCGCAGGCAGGUGGCCGCGCACCAGGCCAGGAAACCAGUGUACCAGACAAUGGAGAAACAAUUCACAUUUCUUCCCUUGCUCUCCUCAAGAUGCUUAAGCACGGCCGAGCAGGCGUUCCCAUGGAGGUCAUGGGACUUAUGCUCGGGGAGUUCGUGGACGAGUAUACCGUGCAGGUCGUUGACGUCUUCGCAAUGCCACAAUCUGGAACCUCAGUAUCCGUGGAGUCCGUGGACCAUGUAUUCCAAACCAGAAUGGUGGACAUGUUGAAGCAAACAGGCAGAUGGUGGUUGGGUGGUACCAUUCACACCCUGGCUUCGGAUGUUGGCUAUCAAGCGUCGACAUCAACACUCAGCAGGCACUCCUUUGAACAAUUGGACCCACGAUCAGUCGCCGUAGUCGUUGAUCCCAUUCAAUCUGUCAAGGGGAAAGUCGUUAUCGAUGCCUUCCGCCUCAUCAACCCCGCUACGGUGCUCCAGGGCCAGGAGCCACGACAAACUACUUCAAAUAUCGGUCAUAUUAACAAGCCUUCGAUCCAAGCCCUCAUUCACGGGCUGAAUCGGCAUUACUACUCGAUCGCUGUCCAGUAUCGCAAGACCGAGCUCGAGCAGGCCAUGUUGAUGAAUCUCCACAAACGUAACUGGACCGAGGGACUGAAACUACGGGAUUUCAAGGUGCACAAGGAGGCAAACGAGAAAGCGAUCAAAUCGAUGCUGAGUCUCUCGGAAGCGUACAACAAGUCUGUUCAGGAGGAGUCAACGCUCACGUCUGAUCAGCUCAAGACACGACAUGUGGGCAAACAAGAUCCGAAGCGGCAUCUCGAAGAGCAAGUCGAGAAGGCCAUGGGAAACCAGGUAGUACAGAACCUGGGCACCAUGCUCCUCGCUGAGCUGUAG
Molecule: messenger RNA, 921 nt
Organism: Postia placenta MAD-698-R-SB12
Lineage: Eukaryota; Fungi; Basidiomycota; Agaricomycetes; Polyporales; Adustoporiaceae
Exons: 6
Coding region: 1-921 (306 amino acids)
Biological process (GO): proteasome-mediated ubiquitin-dependent protein catabolic process; protein deubiquitination
Cellular component (GO): proteasome regulatory particle, lid subcomplex
Molecular function (GO): protein binding; proteasome binding; metallopeptidase activity
Source: RefSeq, a predicted model, not a curated record